Molecule: messenger RNA, 1749 nt
Organism: Bufo bufo (common toad)
Lineage: Eukaryota; Metazoa; Chordata; Amphibia; Anura; Bufonidae
Gene: SSTR5
Product: somatostatin receptor 5
Exons: 2
Coding region: 210-1319 (369 amino acids)
Biological process (GO): regulation of insulin secretion; neuropeptide signaling pathway; cellular response to glucocorticoid stimulus
Cellular component (GO): neuron projection; membrane
Molecular function (GO): somatostatin receptor activity; neuropeptide binding
Source: RefSeq, a predicted model, not a curated record
GCACUACUGAGGACUGUUCAAUAGAAGCAGUCUGCACUACUGAGGACAGAUGGGGAGGCUGCAGAGGUCUCUGUCUGUGAGACUGGGAUGAGAUAGACGUUACACUAUAUGGAGGAAUGGAAUCUUUACAAGAGCAACAGAGAAGAAGAGAAAGCAUUCAGUGAUAUCGUUGGUCUCGUUGUUUUGAAGAAGAUUGUAAUAACUUAGCCAUGGAGCCCAUAUCUCUUCCAAUGACUUCUCUCUUAGAGCCUGGGGUGAGGGACCCCAACCUAACAGUAUGCAGGAAUGUGACUUUUAACGAAACAGUGGUGGAGGCCUCAAUGUCUAGGAUGAGCUCUGUCAUCAUCCCUUUUAUUUAUUUGCUGGUUUGUGCCAUUGGACUCAGUGGAAAUACUCUAGUCAUCUAUGUUGUCCUCCGUUAUGCCAAGAUGAAGACUGUUACUAACAUCUACAUUUUAAACCUAGCGGUAGCAGAUGUUCUUUUUAUGUUAGGACUGCCCUUCCUUGCUACCCAAAAUGCCAUCUCUUAUUGGCCCUUUGGAACUUUUCUUUGCAGGCUGGUGUUGACAGUGGACGGUAUAAACCAGUUCACCAGUAUAUUCUGCCUUACGGUUAUGAGCAUUGACCGCUAUUUGGCAGUGGUUCAUCCAAUCAAGUCAACAAAGUGGAGGAGACCCAGAGUGGCCAAGUUAAUUAGUGCCACGGUUUGGACCAUUUCUUUUCUGGUCGUCCUCCCAGUUGUCAUCUUUUCAGAUGUCCAACCAGACUUCCACACGUGCAACAUUAACUGGCCCGAGCCAGUGAAUAUUUGGUCUACUGCAUUCAUUAUCUACACCUCUGUGUUGGGCUUCUUUGGACCUCUAUUGGUGAUUUGCCUCUGCUACCUUUUAAUUGUCAUUAAGGUGAAGUCUUCUGGUCUUCGUGUAGGAUCCACCAGGCGUAGAAGAUCAGAACGUAAAGUCACGAGAAUGGUGGUUAUCAUAGUGGCCGUCUUUGUGUUUUGUUGGCUUCCCUUCUACAUAUUGAACAUUGUCAAUUUAACAUUCAUUGUACCGGAGGAACCAGCCUACGUCGGUGUGUAUUUCUUUGUGGUCAUUCUAUCUUAUGCCAACAGUUGCGCCAACCCGAUCCUCUACGGCUUCCUGUCAGACAAUUUCAAGCAAAGUUUUCAGAAGGUUCUCUGCCUUCGCAAAAGCAAUGGCAUCAAGGAUGCCGACCUGACCGAAAAUAGGCAAGAAAAGAGCAGUCGAAUCCAGGAGACCAUGCUCACGUCAAGGAACUCUGAAUUUAACGGGCACAUGCAAACAAGCAAAGUCUGAGACGCCAGAUCCUUCACAAGGAAUGUAAAUAGGCACAGAGCACUUGAGGCAAAUAUAUAUGGGUUUUCAUGGAUUAGAAAUGAAAAUCUUGACCCUGAGGGAAUUCUUCUUGGAAUCUAUUUGAACAUGAUGGUGUUUUCUACCCAUAACUGGAAUAACAUUCAGAGGAACAUAGACUGCCGUUGUUCUAUAAAUGUCAUGCUUGGUUUCACCAGUCGAUAAUGACGUUUCUCUCUCUCGCAUCCCAUGCAUUAUUCUUCCCAGCCCUUCCCCCGCUUACACCCAAGAACAAUUCAUUGUAACCCACUUCACGUGAAGCUAUAUUGUUGGCAAUUACAGCUGUGAAACAACAUAUCAGGUUCAUGUUCAGAAUAAAAUACCCAUGAAAUAUGUGCGGCAUUGUAAUAUAAACACACGUCACAUUUCCAUA